Messenger RNA from Ceratina calcarata, 3141 nucleotides. RefSeq names its product Inositol phosphate kinase 1 (gene Ipk1). Gene Ontology annotation, biological process: inositol phosphate biosynthetic process. Lineage: Eukaryota; Metazoa; Arthropoda; Insecta; Hymenoptera; Apidae. The coding region runs from base 1385 to 2989 and encodes 534 amino acids. Gene Ontology annotation, cellular component: nucleus. Gene Ontology annotation, molecular function: inositol-1,3,4,5,6-pentakisphosphate 2-kinase activity; ATP binding. The transcript is spliced from 8 exons. The record is from RefSeq and is a predicted model, not a curated record.
CUUAAUUUUUUUAAGAUGACAUAAAAUGAUAAAGAGGUAUGCCAGUGUAUAGAAAUUGGAACGGUUCACCUCAUGUAUAAUUCGAAUUUGGAAAAACGUUUCGUUUAUCAUUGCGCAACGAUCGUUUCGCCUGGAAUAAGAAAACGCAGCACGCCGUGAUUUCCGCUUGGCAACAACGCUCACAGGCACAGGACACAAGCUGUGCGUCUCGGUCGGAUUGAGUCAGUGGCAUAAUCGAAGGGGGGAGUAACACAUAUUACAUAUACAGGGUGCCCCUGUAUCUUGAGACAAGUUAAUUGAUAUCUUGUAAACAACACUUUUUUUUAAAUUACGUUUCCAAUAAAAGUUGUUGGAUUCCGAGCUGGAUCCAAUGAUCACAUUACAUUUCUUUGUAAUAACGGAGGUUUAAAAGUUGUGUGGAGUACAAAUCGUUUAUUACAUAGGAACUCUACUUUUUAUUAUUGCUUUAUAUUCUCAGGAGAAUAGUGAACAGGUUUCGUCUCAAUCACUUUUUUGUUAAGUAUUAUGUUCAUAAGAUAAAUCGCGAUUAAAUAUUUAGAAGAACAAAGUGAAGAACAAGAGAAUUGUAAGGGGAAUUGUAUUUAUGGUCGUUUUACGUUAGAAGAAAAAAGGUUGUAGUCAUCGCAUUUGUUCAUUUGUUGUUAUUGCAACUCGUUCUAUUUUCGAUGCGUUUACGGCUGUUUUCCGUGUCCUUGUAAUAUGUCGUUUUUCGACCAAUCGGGCUUCGAUUCUUCCGUUUUUUAAGUUAGUAAUAGUUACGGUUACCAUAUUUUUGGGGACAAAGAAGAAGGUGGGAAUUAUAACAACACGCAAACAGGAAAAAAUAACACAAUUCUUGUAUAGGAUUAUAGCAUCUUGUAUAGCAUUUCAAUUAGUUAUUGUUUGCUGUUUGUGUGUUGUCAUAAUUCCCACCUUUUUUUCUGUCCCCGAUUUCGCUCCGAAAAAUACGAUCACCGUAUUAAUAACUAACAAAGUGGGUGAUUGGAACAAAAGUUGUGCACUUUUGUCCUGAAAGCAAUAAUAUAGAGUGAAGAUUUCAUCCGAUCAUCCGACGAUCCUAUAAUAACUUUUAUUCGAAACGUUGUUUUUGAAAAUGUUUUUUACAAGAUAUUGAUCUAUUUCAAAAUAAACGGAUCACCCUGUAUACAUACAUAUAGGCAUAUACAUUGAGGGUCAAAAGUGAGUGUGGUAAGCUAUACUACGUCUCGAAAACAUACAGUUCUAAUUGUAAGUGUCUAUAUGCACGUUAUACGCGAAUUGAAAAUUGAUACGAAGACUGGAGGAUAUGUGAGAAUACACGGGAUGACGCAGAGGAACCAAUUGAAGAAACUUAGAAAAGGAGUGAAAAUACGAGAGAACGGGAAUGGACGAAGGAAAUUCCGUGGUGACCACUUCCACCGGAAACUCGGUCAACGUUACCAGAGAUACAAUUUCAGAACCCGUUUCUACUUCUUUCACAACACUUUCCGUCGUGGAUUGCGUUUACAAAGGCGAGGGGAACUCUAACAUCGUCAUUGCUCUGCCAAAAGAACGCAAGGUAAUACGACUGCGGAAGUUGCUUCCACAGGACGGUGUCUCGCCCGAAAACGCUGGCCUGCAACGAGUCAAACGCGAAGUGGAGUUCGUGCAGUUGGUGGCUUCUUGUUUCUUGGGUCCUUACGUUCGAGUACCUGAAAUCGUUCGAUUGAACAUCGAAAACGUCAGACAAUUAUUAGAAGUCAUUCGACAUUCUCGACCAGACGGACGUCGCUGGAAGAAGACGGUGGACAUUCACGCCACGAAGUAUCCAGAUUAUACAUUCUUACAAAGGAGAUUCGAUUCUAAUCGUUUCGUACGCAGUGAAACAUUUUGCGUCGAAGUCAAACCGAAACAAGGCUACUUACAAAACGACAACACGUCGACGAAAAACAUUCGAAAGUGUCCAUAUUGUCUAAUGCAGUAUCUCAAGUUGAAGAACGGAACAAUCAAGGAGCGGAGUUCUUACUGUCCGUUGGACUUGUUCUCCGGCGUAAAAACACGAAUGAAACAGGCACUACGAGGACUGUUAAAAUCGCCUCAGAACAAUCUGAAGAUCUUCAAAGACGGCGAAGUCGUCUACGGCAACGGAUCGUCGACGAUCGACCUCGAACGAAUCUUAAAAGAGUGGUUUCAGCGCAGCGACUCCUGGAACUGUUCAGAAUUUCAGAAAAACGAGGAAUCAACGAGCGAACACACGGAACAAUUUUGCGAUCUAAUCCACGAAGCCCUCUCACGGUCGACCGUCUCCUCCAAAGACUUCAAUCGUCACCGUAAUCAUUGCAAGGAGAAUCACGGAUCGUACGACGACGACGACGACGACGACGACGACUCGGAACCGAUACCUUACAUCGACCAGGCUCUCGUCGAAAGAGUGGACGAACUCUUGAAACUGGAAUCGUGCAACUGGAAGGGCGAACAGUUACCGAACGACUCGGUACUGGGACGGAUUCUGGAGAUGCAGAAAGUACCCUUCGUCAGCGCAGAACACGUGUACAACGCGUAUUCAAAACACCGGGAAUCGUUGACGGACGACACGAUCCACUCGAGUCUGACGAAGACACACGAACUCGGGAGGGAAGAGACAUCCGAUCCGGAGCAGGAAAGCGAGACAGGGACGACCAGAAGGACGAGUCGGUUGCAGAACUAUCUACUGUUCACGUGCGCCAGGGACUGUUCGAUACUGAUGUCGUUCCGAGAAACAAACCCAAGGAAGACGACACCCGGCGAAGACAGAGACGACACGACAGGAACACCGCCGGGAUCCCGUUUCGUGUGGGACAUCGGAAUCACGGACACGGAGCCGAAGAGCCUGCGUUGCAUAGAGAAACACCGCGAGAGGGACACGGAGAUCUUGAAAUCAAUCGUGUCCGUACUAGAAGGAAGAGAGGGAACUCGGACGACGACGACGACGACGACGACGACGACGACGAUCGGAAAGAAGAAAGGGUAGACAGGACGGAAACCGUGGUAUCUCUCUCGCGACACGCGACAAAAGGCGACGGAGAACGGGGGUGAGUCGGAAGGAGUCGCGAAUUGAAAAAUCAAAGUUCUUUAACAGGAUCCGAAGCAUGGCAACGUGAAAUACACAUACAUACCGUUAAA